UCAACUAAUCCUUCACCGAAUCAUUCAAAAGAGGGGUAAACUUACCCCAUACGAUGAUUCAAAACGAGAGAUGUAUGAGGAAUGAGAAAUUCCUACUUGGUUACAUACCAUGAAGACCCUGUUUGGGCCAAGAACGAGCCAAGGUCGAUCAUCCGGUGGAUCUGGCUGGGAUAUGGGCAGAUGGCGGAUUUGGUAUGUUUUUCCGAGGGAAACGGUUUGGUUUUCCUCGGUUUUCUUUUUGGAUAUGAUUUGAAUGAUGAUGAUGAUGAUGAUGAUGAUGAUGAUGAUGAUGAUGAUGAUGAUGAUGAUGAUGAUGAUGAUGAUGGAUGGAUAUGGAUAUGAUGAGUGUA
Messenger RNA from Aspergillus wentii DTO 134E9, 350 nucleotides. RefSeq lists its product as uncharacterized. The record is from RefSeq and is a predicted model, not a curated record. The coding region runs from base 82 to 342 and encodes 86 amino acids. The transcript has 2 exons. NCBI's taxonomy places the organism in Eukaryota, Fungi, Ascomycota, Eurotiomycetes, Eurotiales, Aspergillaceae.